GUGUUUUCCCAUCGCCGACAAGUCAAUGUACAAAAAAGCCAGAUUCCGGCCGGGGUCAGGAGAGCUUUCUGACGUCCAGACCCUCGACCAGUGUUGUGGAUAUUCUUGCUGCAGGGUCGGUGUUACGUGCAGACCUUGUCCUAUACGCGAAACCCUUGACUCCCUGGUCGGGAAUUCAACUAUUAAUUCAUCUUAGUCUGCCGCUUCAAUCCUCUCAUCUAGCUCCUCAAACAUGCAAAGAAAACGCCGUUUCGUUCGAGAGCUUGGCCCCAUCGGCAAGCCGGGGAAAAUGACUUGCCGUGACACCCAAUGACGACGUCCUUAUUCGUGGUGACUAAGGCCGCUUCUGAGCCGAAGCGAGCGCGGGGCCGAACUUAAUCCCGUGAGGGGCAUUCACUAGCAGUCCAUGAUAUGUAAACAGAGGUUCCGGUCAGCGAUUUGUUGCAAUCAAAUCGGAGUAGAGAGAAAGUCGCUGAGUCGAAUAUUACUUGGCGCUGCUGGAAGCUUCGGGGUAUCUUCUGACUGGAUUCUGUGAUAAGCCUAUUAGACCAAACACACUCGACUGGCGAGGCUGAUUGAAACAUGGCUUCUCAAGCUCCUAUUGCGCAAGAUGGACCAAACGAGGAGGCGAAAUAUAUCGACUUCCCCUGUCUUCCUGAUGAUGCGAUGCGGGACGGAAAACCGGCCUUGAACAAAUAUUCUCAGUUCAUUACAAAAGGUCAUGAUUACCCAGGUGCCCAGGCAAUGUUAUAUGCUGCUGGGGUACCUGAUAGGGAUGCCAUGAAAACGAGUCCUCAUGUUGGCAUUGCAUCAGUAUGGUGGGAAGGAAAUCCCUGCAACAUGCACUUGUUGGAUUUAGGAAAGACUGUGAAAAAGGCUGUUAUAGAUCAGGGCAUGCUGGGAUGGCAAUACAAUACCAUUGGUGUCUCUGACGCAAUCACAAUGGGUCAUGAAGGCAUGCGCUUUUCUCUGCAGUCUCGUGAGGUCAUUGCCGACAGCAUCGAAACUGUGACUUGCGCACAAUACCAUGACGGUUGCAUUGCCAUACCUGGUUGUGACAAGAACAUGCCUGGGUGUAUUAUGGCCAUGGGAAGACACAACCGCCCCUCCCUGAUGAUAUACGGUGGCACAAUUCAAGGCGGAUAUUCGAAACUAUUGCGACGACCCAUUAACGUUUCGACCUGCUAUGAGGCCGCGGGUGCUUAUGCGUAUAAUACUUUGGUCCAGCCGGACGAUGGCGGGGACAGGAGCAAAACUAAGGAUGAGAUCAUGGAAGACAUUGAAAGACAUGCUUGUCCGAGCGCUGGGGCUUGCGCAGGCAUGUAUACUGCGAACACAAUGGCCACAGCAAUUGAGUCGAUGGGUCUGACUCUGCCUGGUUCAUCUUCUACCCCCGCAACAUCACCAGCGAAGAUGCGAGAAUGUGUAAAAGCGGCUGAUGCAAUUAAAUUGUGCAUGGAGAGGAACAUCAGACCGCGCGACUUAUUGACAAAACGGUCCUUUGAGAAUGCCCUGGUCAUGACAAUGGCUCUCGGUGGAAGCACUAACGGCGUUGUUCAUUUCAUUGCCAUGGCUAGAUCGGCUGGUGUUCACUUAAUGCUAGAUGACAUCCAGCGUGUUAGUGACAAAAUUCCUUUUAUCGCGAACCUCGCCCCAAGCGGAAAAUAUUACAUGGCAGAUCUAUACGAAAUUGGAGGCAUUCCAUCCGUCCAGAAAUUGCUUGUCGCCGCAGGCCUUUUAGAUGGCGGUAUUCCCACGGUGACUGGAAAGACAUUGGCGGAGAACAUUGCAUCUUUCCCCUCCCUCCCACAAGACCAAGCUAUCAUUCACCCACUUGACAACCCGAUCAAGUCAACCGGCCAUCUCCAGGUGCUCAGGGGAAACCUUGCCCCUGGCGGUGCUGUCGCUAAAAUUACCGGAAAAGAAGGUACUAAAUUUACGGGAAAGGCUCGCGUAUUUAACAAAGAGCACGAGUUGGACGCCGCUCUAAGCCGUGGCGAGAUCCCACGCGGAGAUAACCUCGUCCUCGUCGUUCGAUACGAGGGACCAAAGGGUGGUCCCGGAAUGCCGGAACAACUCAAAGCUAGUGCUGCCUUGAUGGGAGCUAAACUCACAAACGUAGCGCUGAUUACAGAUGGCAGAUAUUCAGGUGCCAGUCAUGGAUUUAUUGUUGGACACAUUGUCCCAGAAGCUGCAGUGGGCGGUCCGAUUGCUGUUGUGCAGGAUGGUGAUACGAUCACAAUCAACGCGGAUACCAACGAACUCACAAUGGAUGUUUCUGACGAAGAAAUCGCACAGCGUUUGAAGGGGUGGAAACCGCCAAAACCACGUGUUACCCGGGGGGUGCUGGCGAAGUAUGCUAAAUUAGUCGGAGAUGCAUCAAAUGGUGCUAUGACUGACCAGUUUUAGAGCAACGACUCCAAGCAUGUUAGCAUAUCAAGUAUCCAUGCGUUCUAGGGUGCGUGUGGUAUGUAGUUAGUC
Coccidioides posadasii C735 delta SOWgp is the source of this 2481-nucleotide messenger RNA. RefSeq lists its product as uncharacterized. Gene Ontology annotation, biological process: branched-chain amino acid biosynthetic process. Lineage: Eukaryota; Fungi; Ascomycota; Eurotiomycetes; Onygenales; Onygenaceae. Gene Ontology annotation, molecular function: dihydroxy-acid dehydratase activity. Gene Ontology annotation, cellular component: mitochondrion. The record is from RefSeq and is a predicted model, not a curated record.